This is a messenger RNA of Mytilinidion resinicola, 1268 nucleotides long. RefSeq lists its product as uncharacterized. NCBI's taxonomy places the organism in Eukaryota, Fungi, Ascomycota, Dothideomycetes, Mytilinidiales, Mytilinidiaceae. The transcript has 2 exons. Bases 441 to 1085 code for a protein of 214 amino acids. The record is from RefSeq and is a predicted model, not a curated record.
AACAGUUAUCGUGGCAAUGCUCUUACCUCAACCUUUUACCACUAUCCCAGCCCUCGUGCAACUGACCUCAUUCCUUACCAAGCCCUCCCAGCCACCACCAUCUCCACUUCCGCAUCCAUCCACCAAGACACAGAACUGCCCGCUCUCAUCUACACGCUAACAAUCCACCGCAUACAAUCUCACAAAGCCCAUCCGCAAACAAUUACACAAAGCGCCCCAUAAAGCCUCACGCCUCUCGCCGACAAUGCCCCUACCUUACGCCACGAAUCGCACUUCCUUUGUCUCAACCCCAUCACGCGCCCCUCGACAAUACCAAGACGUCAAAGCCCGUAGCUUCGUCUAACGUCGCUGUGUGCAGCAGUACAAGCUUACUAGCGCCUAGCCUCGCCGUUGUCCAUUACACCGUCUCACCGUGGUAAUCUCGACGUCGGGCCCUCGGGAUGUUCUCACCACUUGACGCCCCUCCGCAAGCAAAUCGAGACGACCACGCCGCGUUGCCUCGCGCGGGUAUCUUGACGUAUUUGAUCAGUCCCCCGCCGCCUUACGUACCUCGCUCUCCGGCUGAACAGCCUUGGUACCCCGCCGAUAUGCCGAAUUACUCUACGGUUGAAACUACAUCGAGGGAGUCUGGGAGCCUAGACAUGAAGAGGGUGCGAUUUGCAGUAGAAGAAGACGAUGAGUUGGACGGCAUGCUUGAAGAUGGCGAUAUCGUCACCUGCGAGCGAGACAAUACCGGCAUAGCAAGAUGUCGGAGACACGAGAGCGGACGUGGAGGAUGGCUCGGCAGCUGCACAAUGGGAGAGAAAGUGAUGUAUCUCGUCUUGAUACUCUCGGCGGUCAUGAAUGCGGUGGCUAUUUUUGGGCCAUGGAGCGGUGCAAGUGGACUUCGAGAGGUCAAAUUCUGCCUCGCGGAACAGAGAGAAACCUAUCCUGAAACCCAGCUGUGGAGGAUUGUUCCCAGCGAGGAGGAUGCUUGGAAAUGUGAGGAGAGCAUUACUCUGCUUGCUUUGGCUGAUGAGUAUGGGGAAGUGGAUAUGGAAUAUCAAGGGGUAGUUCCGAUGAAUGGAUGGGUUGAUAAUCAGUGAUCUUCCUCCGCUUAUGAUUUUUGGCUGGUCUCGGAACUGAAAGGGCAUUCUAAUGUAAUUGCGUCGAGUUCUUCUAUUCAAACCUCUGUAGAGUUUUUGGGGCUUUUUUCGUAGCAAACCGUUAAGUGUUGCUGAGUGAUGAAGAUGAUGAGGAUGACGGACGCUAAAUGGACGAUCCAGGGU